This is a messenger RNA of Scheffersomyces amazonensis, 345 nucleotides long. Its product is annotated as YqaE/Pmp3 family membrane protein. The coding region runs from base 1 to 345 and encodes 114 amino acids. Gene Ontology annotation, cellular component: membrane. Lineage: Eukaryota; Fungi; Ascomycota; Pichiomycetes; Serinales; Debaryomycetaceae. The record is from RefSeq and is a predicted model, not a curated record. The transcript has a single exon.
AUGUCUUAUCACGGUCAUAGUAAAAAAGGUUUACUCAUUCUCACUAUCUUAGUCUCACCAAUAACUGUAUAUUAUAUACGUGGGAUUGGACGCAGUUUAUUAAUUAAUAUAAUUUUAUACUGCUGGUGUUGGUUUCCUGGGGUGGUUCAUGGUCUUUUUAUCUUAUAUUCCGAUAGUAAUUAUACUUCAACAUCAAGAAGUUACAGCCAAGCUUACACUUCCUCUGGAUAUGGUAACAAUAAUUCUCCUAGACAAGUUCCUCCUAUUCCUUCAACUCAGGCAUAUGAACCUAAACCACCUCCAACAUAUUCACCGAAUGAAACAAAUACUGACACUAAGAAAUAA